CACCGGGAGAGGGCGGUACAGCUCUGAUCCCGGAGGCCCCACUCAGGAGAGUUUCCUUCCAGAGGUUGCCCACAUCCAGAGGCACAAAGACAGGAGCAUGGGCUACCGGGUGCAACACAAGCCCAUCUCUGAACGAUGAAGAGAACUUAAAAGUGUUUGGGAAAUGCAACAAUCCGAAUGGCCACGGGCACAACUAUAAAGUUGUGGUGACAGUGCAUGGAGAGAUUGAUCCUGUUACAGGAAUGGUUAUGAAUUUGACCGACCUCAAAGAAUACAUGGAGGAGGCCAUCAUGAAGCCCCUUGAUCACAAGAACCUGGAUCUUGAUGUGCCAUACUUUGCAGAUGUUGUAAGCACGACAGAAAAUGUAGCUGUCUACAUCUGGGAAAACCUCCAGAAACUUCUUCCAGUGGGAGCUCUUUAUAAAGUAAAAGUGUAUGAAACUGACAACAACAUCGUAGUCUAUAAAGGAGAAUAGAUCUUAGGUUUGCUAUUGUAGACAGGCUCAUUUCUUUUCACACUUGAAAAAGCUUUGUCUUUCUAGAGUACACAGCAAUCAUCACAUACUUGUGUCUCCAUGUUGUGUUCUAGAGUACUUGAGCAUUAAAGUAAUGUAAGGUCUGUAUUUAAAUGUAUUUAAGAAUCAAACUUGCAGUGUAUCCUGUGGUUUUGGUGAGAAAGUAGAGGAGGAUUGAGGAUUGACACCAGGGCCUCACACACAUGAAGGAUAGACUCUACUUCUGAAGUGCAUUCCAGUCCCUUCAAGGCUAUUUAGAAGGUCUUUCAUCUAGAGAUUUAAACUUAUUUCAUCUUGGGCUGGUGUGAUGGCUCAGUGGUUAAGAACACUGACUGUUCUUCCAGAGGUCCUGAGUUCAAUUCCCAGAAACAACAUGAUGGCUCACAACCAUCUAUAAAGGGAUCUGAUGCCCUCUUCUGGCUUGUAGGUGUACAUGCAGACAAAGCAUUCCUACAUUUAAAAAAUACAUAAAUUUAAAAAAUAAUUUCAUUUGAGUAAAAUAUUUUCAUGUGAAAUUAUGCAAAGGUAAAAUAAACCCAUUUUUGUUAUCUA
Molecule: messenger RNA, 1067 nt
Organism: Mus pahari (shrew mouse)
Lineage: Eukaryota; Metazoa; Chordata; Mammalia; Rodentia; Muridae
Gene: Pts
Product: 6-pyruvoyltetrahydropterin synthase
Exons: 6
Coding region: 243-476 (77 amino acids)
Biological process (GO): tetrahydrobiopterin biosynthetic process
Cellular component (GO): mitochondrion
Molecular function (GO): 6-pyruvoyltetrahydropterin synthase activity
Source: RefSeq, a predicted model, not a curated record